UGCCCCGAGCUGGGCCGGGACCUGCCGGGGGCGCUGCGGAUGCUGAGCCAGCUCGAGGCCAUCCGGGGGGCUCUGGGGGGCCGCGGGGCGCCGCUGGAGCGGCUGCUGGAGCGGGGACGGGAGCUGCUGGCGCUCGGACCCCCCGAGGGUGCCGGGGCCGCCGAUGGAACCGCGGGAUCCGACGCGGGGUUGGUGGCACAUGGCACGGGAUCAACGGGAUCCGCCGCGGGAGCAGCAGGGACUGAGGAACCCGUGGAAUUAACGCCUGGAUCCAUGGGAUCCGCCACCAGAGCAACACAGAGCAUGGAACCCAUGGAAUUAACCCCUGGAUCUGUGGGAUCCGCCACCAGAGCAACACAGAGCGUGGAACCCGUGGAACUCAGCCCUGGAUCCUUGGGAUCUGCCACCAGAGCCACACGGAGCGCGGAGCCCACGGGAGCCGCCCCCAGGGCCGAGGAAGCCCAGGCCGCAUCCCUGGAAGGUGCCACGGCCCCCGAGGGCUCGUCCCGGAGCGCGGAGCCGGUGCCGGCGCUGGAGCGGCGGCUGCGGGCGCUGGAGUCGCUGUGGUCGGCGCUGCCGGCGCUGGCGCGGGAGCGGGAGCGGCGGCUCCGGGCGGCCGUGGGGCGCUUCCAGGUGGCCUCGGAGGCGGCCGAGGCCGAGGCCUGGCUGGCGGCCGCGUCGCGCCGCGUGGCGGGGCCGGAGCAGGGCCACGACGAGCGCUCGGCCGGGGUGCUGGAGCGGCGCCUGCGGGAGCUGCAGGACGAGCUCCGGCGCCGCGGGGCGGCCCUGGCGGCGCUGCGGGAGCAGGCGCUGCCCGGCGAGCCCGGCCAGCCCGACGUGGAGCCGGGGCUGGCGGCGCGGCUGGAGGAGCUGGAGCGGCGGCACCGGGAGCUGGAGGCGCGGGCGGAGUCGCGGCGCCUGGAGCUGCGGGAGGUGCUGGCGCUGCUGGCGGCGCGGGGCGAGGCCGACGCCUGCGCCCUCUGGGUGGGCGAGCGGGAGCAGUGGCUGCUCUCCAUGGAGAUCCCCGAGCGCAUCGAGGACCUGGAGGUGGUGCAGCAGCGGUUCGAGACGCUGGAGCCGGAGUUGGCGGCCCUGGGCGCCCGAGUCGCCGCCGUCGGCCGCGCGGCCGAGGAGCUCCAGGGAUCCGGAGAACGGACCCGGGAGAGCGCCCGGGACACCUGGGAACAGCUCCGGGACAGGUGGGAGCGGUUCCGAGCUCUGGCCGAGCGCAAGAAGGCGGCGCUGACCUCGGCCCUGGACAUCCAGAACUUCCGCCUGGAGUGCGACGAGACGCGGGGCUGGAUGCGCGAGAAGGCGGCGGCCAUCGAGGCCACGCGGGCGCCGGGCCGGGACCUGGCGGGGCUGGCGGCGCUGGAGCGGCGGCUCUCGGGGCUGGGCCACGACCUGGAGGCCAUCCAGGGCAAGCAGCGGGAGCUGCGGGCGCAGGGGGAGCGGCUGGCGCGGGAGCAGCCGGAGCGGGGGCCCGAGGCGCGGGAGCGGCUCGAGGCGCUCGAGGCCGAGUGGGCCGCGCUGAGCCGGUGCCUGCGGGGCCGCCAGGACGCGCUGGGGCAGGCGCGGCGGCUCCAGGCCUUCCUGCGGGACCUGGCGGCGCUGACGGCCUGGCUGGCGCGGGCGCGCGCGGCCGCCGCCUCCGAGGACGUGCCGGCGUCGCUGGCCGAGGCCGAGGGCUCCCUGCGGCGCCACGAGGGCCUCGGCGCCGAGAUCUCCCACUACGGCGCCGAUUACCGGAGCGCCCGCGCCGCCGGCCGCGAGCUGAGCCAGGGCCGCGGCGACGCCCAGAGCCUGUCCCUGCUGCAGCGCCUGGACGCGCUGGACGCCGACUGGGACGAGCUGGGCCGCACCUGGGAGAGGCGGCGGCAGCUCCUGGCCCAGGCCGUCGCCUUCCACGUGUUCCUGCGGGACGCCAAGCAGCUGGAGGGGACGCUCGGGAAGCAGGAGCACGCGCUGGCGCUGACGGAGCUGCCGGGGACGGUGCCCGGGGCCGAGGCGGCCGUGAAGCGCCUGGAGGAGGCGCUGGCGGCCAUGGAGGCGGGGGCCGAGCGUGUCCGGGCGCUCUCCGACACCGGCCGGAGGCUCCUGGGCGAGGGCGGCGUCCACGCCGAGAAGGUGCGGGAGACGGUGGAGUCGGUGGAGAGCAGGCACCAGAAGAACCGGGAAUCGGCCCAGGAGCUGCUGGGGCGGCUGCGGGACAACUGGGAGCUGCAGAAGUUCCUGCAGGAUGCGCAGGAGCUGACCCUGUGGCUCAACGAGAAGCUGCCGGUGGCGCGGGACGUGUCCUACGAGGGCACGAGGGACCUGCAGGGCAAGUGGCAGAAGCACCAGGCCUUCGUGGCCGAGCUGGCGGCCAACCGGGGCUGGCUGGAGGCCCUGGAGAAGGACGGGGAGCAGCUGGCAGGGUCCCGUCCCUCCCUCUCGGGGCAGGUGACAGCCCCGCUGGGGGCCCUGCGGGCGCUCUGGGCGCAGGUGGAGGCGGCGGCCGGGGCCAAGGGCCGGGGGCUGGCGGAGGCGGCGCGGGCCGAGCGCUGUGCCCAGGCCUGCGCCGGGCUCCGCUCGUCCUCGGGGGUCCGGGCCCAGCUCCGCUCCGGCCACUGCGGCCAGGACCUGACCAGCGUGGGGGUCCUGCUGACCCGGCACCAGCUGCUGGAGACGCAGGCGGCGCUGCGGGAGCAGGAGGUGGAGGCGCUGCGAGCCCAGGCCGGGGGGCUCAGCCCGGGGCAGCCCCGCACCGGGGCGGUGCAGGCGCAGGUGCAGGACCUGGAGCGGCAGUUCCGGGAGCUGCGGGAGCCGCUGCGGGAGCGCGGCAGGAGCCUCGCGGCCGCCAAGGAGCUGCUCCAGUUCCGCAGGGACCUGGAGGACGAGCUCCUGUGGGUGCAGGAGCGCCAGGCCUUGGCCACCUCCACGGACCACGGGAAGGACCUGCCCUCAGUGCAGCUGCUGCUCCAGAAGAACGAGACGCUGCAGAAGGAGCUGCAGGGCCGCGAGCGCCGCGUGGCCGAGCUGCUGGAGCGGGGGGUCCCGGCGGCCGGGGGGGUCCCCCGGGAGGGGGUCCCCGUCGGGGGCGGCCCGGGUCCCGGCCUGCGCGAGGCGUGGCGGGAGCUGCGGGCGCAGGUGACGCGGCGGCAGCGGCGCCUCGAGGCCGCCUUGGCCGCCCAGCGCUUCCUCGGGGACGCGGCGGCCGCCGAGGCCUGGCUGGGCGAGCGGGAGCUGCACGUGCUGGCCCAGGACAAGGCCAAGGACGAGCCGGGCGCCCAGGCCAUGCUGAGCCGGCACCUGGGGCUGGAGCAGGAGCUGCGCGACUACGGCCGCACCGUGGAGCUGCUGCUGCAGCAGGGCCGGGACAUGGCGGCCUCGGGACACCCCGACAGCGACAGGCUCCGUGCCCGGGCGGCCCAGGUGCAGCGCCUGUACACGGGGCUGUGCCACCUGGCCGGGGAGCGCCGGGCCGCCCUGCAGGGCCACCACCGGCUGUGCCAGCUGCGCCGGGACAUGGACGACCUGGAGCAGUGGAUCGCCGAGAGGGAGGUGGUGGCGGCGUCGCGGGAGCUGGGCCAGGACUACGAGCACGUCACGCUGCUGCGUGACAAGUUCCGGGAGUUCUCCCGGGACACGGGCGGGCUGGGGCAGGAGCGGGUGGACGCGGCCAACGCGGCGGCGGCGGCGCUGAUCGCCGGGGGCCACCCCGAGCGCGCGGCGGUGGCGCAGUGGCAGGCGGGGCUCAACGAGGCCUGGGCCGAGCUGCUGGAGCUCGUGGCCACGCGGGCGCAGGAGCUGGCGGCCGCCCACGACCUGCAGCGGUUCCGGCGCGACGCGCGCCAGGUCCUGGAGCACCUGAGGGACAAGGAGCGCCAGGUGCCCGAGGAGCUGGGCCGGGACCUGCGCGCCGCGGAGGGGCUGGAGCGGCAGCACCGCGCCUUCGAGCACGACGUGCAGGCCCUGAGCGCACAGGUGUCCCAGGUUCAGGAGGCCGCAGCCCGCCUGGCCGGGGCGUAUGCGGGCCCGCGGGCGGAGGAGCUGCGGGCGCAGGAGCGUUUGGUGAGCGCGGCCUGGGCCGAGCUCCGCGGGCGCUGCCAGCGCCGCCGGCGCCUCCUCGGGGACACCGUGGAGCAGUUCCGGUUCCUCCGCGCCGCCCGCGACCUCCGGCUCUGGAUGGACGGGAUGCACCUGCAGCUCCAGGCCCGGGAGCGCCCCAGGGAUGUCACCGCGGCCGAGCUGCUGAUCCAGCAGCACCAGGGGCUCCGGGCCGAGCUGGACGCGCGCGGCGGCUCCUUCGAGUCGUGCGUGGCCGCGGGGACGGCGCUGCUGGAGCGCGGCCACCACGACGCCGACAAGCUGUCCCAGGAACUGGCCGAGCUCCAGGAGCGGCGCCGGGACAUCGGGAAGCGCUGGCAGGACAAGCUGGAGUGGCUGCAGACCGUGCUGGAGGUGCUGGUGUUCGGCCGCGAUGCCGCCACGGCCGAGGCCUGGCUGGCGUCCCGGGAGCCCCUGGCCCGCGCCCCCGAGCUGGGCUCCAGCCUGGCCGAGGCCGAGACCCUCCUCAAGCGCCACCAGAGCUUCCAGAAGGCGGCAGCCGCCUGGGAAGAGAGAUUCGCUGCCCUGGGGAGGCUCACCACGCUGGAGGAGAAGGAGCGGCGCCGGCGGGAGGAGGAGGAGGAGGAGCUGAGGAAGCAGCAGCAGCCGCCCCCAUGGCCCCCUGGCAGAGGCUGAGUCUGGGGGGCCCCCUGCAGAGACCCCAAGAGCCAGGAUGGAGGGGAGCCGCCAGACGGAGACCCCCGCCCUCAACGGGAUCCGCCCGACAGCACCACGGCCCAGAUGCCGGCGCUGCCCAGCGGGCCCAGGAGGGGGCCCGGCCCGGGGGGCGUCGCGGCCACGCUGCCCCCUCGCCCUCCCCCCGCCCCCGAGACCCUCGAGGGGGGGCUGUGCCGGAAACACGAGCUGGAGGCGCCGGGAAAGAGGGCGACCAACAGGUCCUGGCAGAGCGUGUACUGCGUGCUCAGGGGGGGGCUCCUGAGCGUGUUCAAGGACGCGCGGGGCGGGCGCGGGGUCCCGUUCCACGGAGACCCCUGCCCCCUGCGCGGCGCCCGCGCCCACCCGGCCACGGCCUACAGGAAGAGGAAACACGUGUUCAGGCUGGGGCUGAGCGAUGGGAAGGAGUAUCUGUUCCAGGCCAAGGACGAGGCGGACAUGGCCUCCUGGCUCCGGGUCAUCCAGGCCGCGGCCGCGCUGGGCCCGGGGGGUCCCCGGGAGGGCUCCGGGGGGGCUCCCAAGGGGAUGUCGAGGGCCCUGAGCCUCCCCCCGGUGCCCCCCCCGGCCGAGGGGGCCCCCCUGGCCCGCGAGCCCAAAGAGAGGGAGAAACGGUUCAGCUUCUUCAAGAAGAACAAGUAGAGCUUGGGGGGCCCUCGGGGGGACCCCGGAAUUGGGGGGGCCCUCAGGGGGACCCUGGAAUUGGGGGGGCCCUCGGAGGGA
Molecule: messenger RNA, 5484 nt
Organism: Myiozetetes cayanensis
Lineage: Eukaryota; Metazoa; Chordata; Aves; Passeriformes; Tyrannidae
Product: spectrin beta chain, non-erythrocytic 2-like
Biological process (GO): actin cytoskeleton organization
Cellular component (GO): cell junction; cell projection; cortical actin cytoskeleton
Molecular function (GO): phospholipid binding; actin filament binding
Source: RefSeq, a predicted model, not a curated record